This is a messenger RNA of Athene cunicularia (burrowing owl), 1255 nucleotides long. RefSeq lists its product as uncharacterized. Bases 29 to 1225 code for a protein of 398 amino acids. NCBI's taxonomy places the organism in Eukaryota, Metazoa, Chordata, Aves, Strigiformes, Strigidae. The transcript is spliced from 4 exons. The record is from RefSeq and is a predicted model, not a curated record.
UGGCUGAGAGCGGAGCCGUGGGGCAGCCAUGGGGCAGGGAGCACCUCCGGGGCCGGGAGAAGCCGCCGGUGCUGAGCCGAGGAGGCACCGAGCACCGGGAGAACGUGGCACCGUGACAAGUGUCCCGGUGCCAGGAGGUUCCCAGCCUGCGGGGAACGAGACCGCAGGCACAACCAGGGUGCAGCUCGCAGCGGGACGGGGUGCACCCAGGGGUGGGUGCUGGGUGUCCCUUGGGGAGCUGCCGUGCCCCGGGUGGCUCAUUGUGGCCGUUUGCCCAUCCUGGGGUGCUGGGAGAAACUGGGCAGGCAGGUCAUUGCCCGCAUACGUCACGGUGCUCAUCCCUGGCAGCACACGGGACCCAUCUCACCACACGUUGGCACCACCCAAAGGACCCAUCUCAGCACCCACCAUCUCUGCUUGGCCCUGCUGGACCCAUCUUGGUGCCCAUCAUCUCCUCCUGGUCCUGCCCAACUCAUCUUGGUGCCCGUCAUCUCUGCUUGGCCCUGCUGGACCCAUCUUGGCAUCUAUCAUGUCCUUCUGGUCCUGCUGGAAGGAGCUCAUCAUGUCCCGGUUCUCCUGGAACCAUCUUGAUGUCCAGCAUCUCUGCUUGGUCCUCCACAGAACAUCUUGGUACCCGUCAUCUAUUCCUGCUCAUGCAAGACCCAUCUUGGUGCCCGUCAUCUUCUCCUGCUUCUCCUGGACCCAUCUUGGCAUCCAUCAUCUUCUUCUGCCCUUGCUGGACCUGUGUUGCUGCCCAUCAUCUUUGUUUGACCCUGCUGGACACAUGUUGACAUCUGUCAUGUCCUCCUGGACCCACCUUGGAGCCCAUCAUCUCCUCCUGGUCCUGUGCAAACCAUCUUGGCACCCAUUGGCUCUGCUGGACACAUCCUGGACCUUCAUGUCCUGGUCCUGCCCAACCCAUCUUGGUGACCGUCAUCUCUGCUCGGCCCUGCUGGACACAUCUCGGCACCCAUCAUCUCCUCCAGCUUUUCCUCCACCCAUCUUGGUGCCUCUUGUCUCCUCCUGGUCCUACCCAACCAAUCUUGGUGCCCAUCCUCUUAGCACCCAUCAUCUCCUCCUGCUUCUCCUGAACCCAUCAUGGCACCUGUCAUCUUCUCCACGUCCUGCCCAACCCAUCUUGGUGACCAUGAUCUUCUCCUGGCCCCGCCCAACCCAUCUUGGUGACCAUGAUCUUCUCCUGGCCCUGCCCAACCCAUCUUGGUGACCAUGAUCUUCUCCUGGUCCUGCCUGACCC